This is a messenger RNA of Lineus longissimus, 583 nucleotides long. Its product is annotated as parbolysin P4-like. NCBI's taxonomy places the organism in Eukaryota, Metazoa, Nemertea, Pilidiophora, Heteronemertea, Lineidae. The record is from RefSeq and is a predicted model, not a curated record. The coding region runs from base 76 to 405 and encodes 109 amino acids. The transcript is spliced from 5 exons.
CUCGUCAACGUCACUAGCAUUUCGGAACCAGAAAGAGCAUAGUCCACUUCGUCUACUCUCAGGCAAGAACUCAUCAUGAAUCGCUUUGCAUUGUCUGCCUUCCUGGCAAUUGUCCUGAUGGGUAGCCUGGUCUCCGCCAGCUGGCCACCAGAGCCCAAAGAUAUCAGUUCCAGUAAUUGUCAAAAAGAAAUAUGUUCGGAUGUGAGUUUCGCGACCAAACUGGUCUGCAAGGGAUUUUGCCUUGGACGCAAACGCUUCUGGCAGAAAUGCGGCAAUAAUGGCUCCAAGGGCAAGGGCAGCAAGAUUUGCAAUCCUGUUCUCGCAUACGCUGUUGAGAAGGCCGGCAAGGGUUUGAUAAAGGUCACCGAUAAGGCCGUCGCCGCCAUCGUCAAGUACGCCGGAUAGAUAACGACGCCACGUAUUGAAAGCCAUGCAUACUUCCGAAAACACGAACUGGUGAAAUCUAGAAAAGAUGCAUCGAAAUGGGAACCUUUGUUUGAAAUAUUCAACGCUCCAAAUUUAACUGUAACGUAUUGUCUGUAGCCUUAUGGUGACUGGAUAAUAAAACGAACUUUCCAUUAUA